AUGCCCGACAUGCACGCUGUCUUCAACUCUGCUUCACCACCUAAACUCGACCUCUCAAAUGCGCCCUCUCAGCUAUUCCAAGUCCCAGCCUCCACGGCUUCCACAUCCCUCUACUCUCUCUCGGUCAGUCGCAAGCGACCUCGUCGUAACACAGAGAAACUUUCGUCGCAUUUUGAGUCCAACUUCACCGGGUCCCCAAUGAUCCACCCCAACUACCGCUCGGUAAGCGGAGGCAAUGAUUUCCACGCUUCGGCCGAGCUAGAUUACCGUCCGAACCGAUACCGCGAAUCCUUCCUCCCACCUUCCUUCGAUUCCAGCGACGAGUCAGCAAACCUAGCAGACUACAACGGCAGUCGCAAGCGCAGCCGCCGCGACUCUUGUGUCAUAUCCGCAACCCCCGAUGGCCCCAACACCACAACACCGACAGGCUGGGGCCGGACCGUGAUCAAAGCCGUGAGCAAAGUCCUCGAUCUAUGCUGGACCGGCGCAUUCCGAGGAUUCUACGCAGGAGGAGGACAGGGCUACGACAUGUCAUCCAGCCCAGCAACAACCCUCGAAUCCAGCUGGCAGCCCUCAACAAGCCCAUCCACUGAGAAAGACAUGUACAGCCCGAAUACAUAUUACUCGACACCCGUACCCGGCCAAUAUCCAGACGACGAGAUCGAUCGAACCUGGGUUGUGGUACCCGAGAGUUCGGACCCAUUCGUGGGCAGCAGCGAGCUUGCCAGCCCAUCACUCCGCACACGACGUGCUUUCCAGGCGUCGAGUCCUCGCCGCAAAUCUGCUGUGAUGCCCCGGCUGGCUAAGCGAGUCGCUUAUUCUUCUGCUGCUAAGAUGCGCCGCAAGGAACGAGAAGAAGAUGCCAGUAUCCAGCGAUUGAAUAAGCAGUUGCAGGCGAUGAUCCGGGAAGGGAAGGAGGCGUUGGGAACGACGGUUAUAGUGGACGACGUGGACAUGUAUGAUGACUCCGAUUAG
Penicillium samsonianum is the source of this 975-nucleotide messenger RNA. RefSeq lists its product as uncharacterized. Lineage: Eukaryota; Fungi; Ascomycota; Eurotiomycetes; Eurotiales; Aspergillaceae. The transcript has 2 exons. The record is from RefSeq and is a predicted model, not a curated record. The coding region runs from base 1 to 975 and encodes 324 amino acids.